Molecule: messenger RNA, 913 nt
Organism: Pseudomyrmex gracilis
Lineage: Eukaryota; Metazoa; Arthropoda; Insecta; Hymenoptera; Formicidae
Gene: GILT1
Product: GILT-like protein 1
Exons: 5
Coding region: 26-754 (242 amino acids)
Molecular function (GO): oxidoreductase activity, acting on a sulfur group of donors, disulfide as acceptor
Source: RefSeq, a predicted model, not a curated record
CCGAUGAUGCCGCAGCAGGUUUGAAAUGUGCCUUCACCAGUUCACGUUCAACGUUACGACCAUGCGUCACUGUCUGUUCAAUUUCGCUUUCCUGGCUAUUGCCGUCUUCGUUUAUCAUGGCUUUCCGAUUAAGGCACAGUCCGCCAUAUCGGAUGCGAGUCCCAUAAAGGUGGACGUUUAUUACGAAUCCUUAUGUAGUGACAGCAUGCGAUUCAUCGUAAACCAACUCGUACCAUCAUAUCGAGAAUUAAAGAAUCAUAUCAAUGUCACUAUGAUUCCUUACGGUAAAGCUACGCAUAUACGUGAAAGCGAAACCGGUCCGUGGCAGUUCACGUGUCAACACGGACCCGCCGAGUGCCGCGGAAACAAGGCCCAGGCGUGUGCGAUUCACGCCAUAGAAUCCUUCGAGGCUGUCCAGAACCAUCAGCACCUGACGAUCAGGCUGGUCGGUUGUGCAAUGUCCGCUAGUAAUCCGUCGACCGCUGUUCCGAAGUGUUCUCAAGACAUCGGUUUGAGCGAAGAAACACGAAAAGCAAUUACUGAUUGCACCGCGAGUUCGCUCGGAGACGAUUUGCUCGCAGCAAACGGCGACAAAACGAACGCCCUCGAGCCAUCACUUACAUUCGUACCGACGAUAGUACUGAAAGGGGAGUAUUCGCGGGAGAAUCAAAAUGAGGCAUUGAACAACUUCUCUAGAUUGAUUUGUCGACAUUUGACAACAGAGAAAAAACCAAGUCUCUGUGACACAGCGUGAAUGCAGAAGAAUUAAAGGAAAAAAAUAAUAAUAAAGCGACCGAUCGACGCGUUAGAGGUGCGGGGAUAAAUAAUCGUUCGGUCGAGAUUAUAUAAUUGUUUGCUUAUAAUAUCUAUACAAUAAGUGCCUAUGUACAAAAAUAUAUAUGAUUUAUCUCAA